Messenger RNA from Ictalurus punctatus (channel catfish), 4107 nucleotides. RefSeq names its product sprouty related EVH1 domain containing 2b (gene spred2b). The transcript has 6 exons. The record is from RefSeq and is a predicted model, not a curated record. Gene Ontology annotation, biological process: negative regulation of MAPK cascade; multicellular organism development. Lineage: Eukaryota; Metazoa; Chordata; Actinopteri; Siluriformes; Ictaluridae. Gene Ontology annotation, cellular component: membrane. Bases 492 to 1745 code for a protein of 417 amino acids. Gene Ontology annotation, molecular function: protein kinase binding.
UGUGCUGUGUGCCUGCUCGCCUUCUCUGCUGCACAAUCCAACAUGGAGUAAUGAGAGAUGGGGCUCGUACGGGGCCACCCUCAGCAACAUCAACCGCGCAUUUAGCACUACAGCCAGGUCGGAAUACAUGCAAAUGCUCUUUACAGGGGGGAACGAAAAAAAAAUAAAAUAAACGAAAACAAUAAAAUAAGCAAGGGUUAUUUACUCGCGUCUGCAGAUUUGGCGUCAUUCACAAUUUUCAUCAGCAAAUGAUUAGCUCCGGAGGAAAAAAACAGAUAGACGAAAAGCCAUCAGGAACGGAGGGACGAAGAGGAGAAAACAAACAGAAACAAAAACAAACAGAAUACGGAAAAAGUGCGAAACAAGUGACAGUAGUAGUGUGAUAUGUAAGAGGUUUAUUUUUUUGGGGGGGGGAGGAAGGGUGGCAAGAAAAAAUGACGAACGAAAAGAGUGCACCCUUUGUGGGAUUUUGUGCUAGGUGAAAAGAAAAAAUGAUUGCAGAAACACACCCAAACGAUGACAGUUACAUCGUACGCGUCAAAGCGGUGGUAAUGACCCGAGAUGACUCGAGUGGGGGUUGGUUAGCACAGGAGGGUGGAGGGCUCAGCCGAGUCGGUGUCUGCAAGGUGGCACCCGCUGAGCUGAGUGGCCACAGUGACUUCCUCAUCCAUGGAGAGCGCCUCAAAGACAAGCAGGUGGUCCUGGAAUGUUUUGUGAGGAAAGAUCUUAUCUACACCAAGGCCACUCCCACAUUUCAUCACUGGAAGGUUGACAACAAAAAGUGUGGCCUCACGUUCCAGAGUCCUGCUGACGCCCGUGCUUUUGACCGAGGGGUACGGAAAGCCCUGGAGGACAUAACAGAAGGUUCCACAACUUCCUCCUCAACACUCCAGAAUGAAGCUGAACUAGGAGAUGACGAUGUUUUCACAACCGCCACUGACAGCUCAUCCAACUCAUCCCAGAAAAAGGAGCAGAGCAUGCAACCACUGACCACCUCCACCUUCUAUGAACCACACCAGCAUCACCAUCACUACAUUCUGGGUCACUUCCAUGAGCAGUACAGGACCUCAGAGCGCUACUUUCUGGACCAGGCAGCACCCAGGUUGGCACGGCGUGUCAGCUUCCUAGAUGAUGAGGAGGAGGUUGUGCGCAUAAACCCACGUGAGCGAGCUUGGCUCUCAGGUUAUGAAGACUACCGGCAUGCAGCAGCGCGUGCUCAGGGUCUUAACUCGUAUGUGCACUUCACCAAGGGCGAUGCACCAGCCAAGCAUGAGUACAGCUAUCCGGAUGCACCGGGCUCAGAAUUGAGCAAGGGCCCUCGUCGAGGUUCUGGGGGUGGAGCUGUGGUUUCGCAGCCAAUCAGCUUCAAAAACAAGGAGGAUGAGGAAGAGGGUUUGGGUGAGCGUCGACAUUGUGUCUAUUGUGGUGUUUUUUUCCGGCAUGAGGAGAAUGGCCGUGGACGCUGCCCUGAUGCUCCAGAUCCGGCACGCUCGUGUAUCCGACGCUUCAGCUGCAUGUGGUGUGCAGAUAGCCUGCUCUACCACUGCAUGUCGGAUCCGGAGGGCGAUUACUCUGAUCCCUGUUCAUGCGACACGGCUGAUGAACGUUUCUGCCUGCGCUGGCUUGCCCUAGUCGGCCUCGCGCUACUCGCGCCCUGCCUCUGCUGUUACCCGCCGCUGCACGUCUGUCACAGAGGUGCCGUGGCCUGUGGCUGCUGUGGUGGGAAGCACAAGGCCGCUGCAUAACCCCUGACACUGAUCCUGCCCAAACUAUCACGUUGAACGUACCCAGAUAAAUUGAGGCAUUGCGGAAGGCAACAGGAGGCAGGAAGAACGUUCAUGUCUUUUCAGAUUUUUAAAAAGUCUGUCUCAAUUCCUUCUCCAGCCAGACAAAAAUAACAAAAAUGGUGCAUUUAACUGGAUUGAAUAUAUAUAUAUAUAUAUUUUUUAAAUAUAAAUAUGAAUAUAUAUUAUAUAAAUGUGUACGUGCGUGUGUGCGUUCCUGUGUAUGUUUCCUUUUAUCAUCUUCUGGACAUUCUCUUCAGUUCCUUGUGAAAAAAUGGCUCUUGUUUUUUUUCAGGUGGCCCCUUUGGAGCCAACUUGUUAAGCAUUACUUAUGCAGGUACUUUAUAUUUUUACACUGAUUUCAAGAACUUGAAUUCUUUAUUUUUAAUGGUGCACUCGAUUGCAGAAUCAGUUGUUUGAUUUUGGGUUUGUUUGCCAUAGCCAGCUAAGUGGGGCGUAAUCUAUCUGAAACCCUCCAAGCUUACUAAAUAAUAACAGUGAGUUUAGCUUGAGACACUAAACCUGUAGUGAGGUUCACAGUGUGCGCUUGAUUGGGACUGUUUGUGUGUAAUAGUGCAGAAGCCUGCAUGUGCAUUGUAAAGGAAUGAGAACAUUGUAUUACAGCAUAGUAUUGUUAUUGUAUUUAAGCCAAAUUAACAUAAGCUGCAGUGUGAGUAUAUGUAAAUACUGUAUACUCUCAUGUAUAUGUUUAAAAUUGAUUAUAUCAUCCACAACCACAUUUGUGGACUUUCCUUUCUGUUGAUUAAAAUAGUGGAUAAGGAGCUCUUUUAAAUGACUAUGAUUGAUAUCCAAAGAUUGUUUAUUGGUUUUUUUUUUGUGUGUGUGUGUGUGUGUGUGUGUGUGUGUGUGUGUGUGUGUGUGUGUGUGUGUCAUAUUUAUUUUCUUGAGUCACCAGCCAAAGAGAGAAGAAAUAUGGACAUAGAGUUUGGUUUUUGAACUAGAAGCCUGGUCAUAUGAGAGAGUAGAAGGAGCCCAGUUGGAACAGUGUAUAUUAUGCUUGGAAUGAAAUGCAUAACGAGUAUCUGUUUCCCCACUCCGACAUGUGGCUUUUAACACUUUAAAACUAGUGGAAAAAGUUUAUUUUUCUUAUUUUCAAAACUAAUCCUGCUCUAUAGGAAGCCUAAAAGAACAGGACACCUAUUAGAGGGACAUUUGCCAAAAUGAUCUCUAAUGUUGCGCAAAGCCUUAAUUUUGGUUAAAAAAAAAAAUUAUGGCAAUUUCAUUGUGUCUCCACGACGUUUACUGAUAAGACAGACACACAUUUUUGUGAGUUCUUUUAAAUCAAGAGAAAGUGAAGCAUAUUUUUGUAAUGCAUCAAAUAUGAUCACAUCAAAUGAGCCUUUUUUAAUUAAGAGAAUGUGUUUAAAAAUGUAGAAGGACAUUGUAGGGAUAAAUGGCAUCGUACAAUCUGUGAGGCAGCUCCGGUACGCGUGUAUAAUCUGUCUCAGACAUAAUCUGCUCAACCCCAUGAAUGACAUUGCAAUCAUCCAGACACUGUUCAUAUAAAUCAUCCAAUGAAGAAAUACUAUCCAGUUUAGCUAGUAAAGCUGUAUGUGCACGAUUCUGUCUUUGAAUGUACAUGGCUAUUACUAAUGUCUGCCUUUAAACCAUAUAACAUUCAACUUGCUCAUGUGAGCUACACUCUCAGUCAUAGAGUGUGUCGUGUUAGUACAUUACAAACGCAACUGUGUCUCACUGUAAAUGUAGAAUGUCUGUCUGUACAUGGGAGGUUAGGGAGAUGCGUCACUGUAUCCUUCAUCCACAGCACAUCCUUUUUGGCUCUACAUAAGCUUUGGCAAUACUGAAUAAACAUCAUCUUCACUAAGAGCCCGUGAUACCUGUGGUUUAAAAACAAAAAACACAAGUCGUCGUCUGUACAUCUGUCACUGUGCAGUCUACUACGCACAUUUUACAUGUUUAAAAAGUGCCUGAUGCAUAUUGUUAAUCUGUUUCCUUAUAUACUGAAAGAAAGAUUAAAUAAACCCUAUUGUAUUAAUUAGUUUUGUUUUUUUACAAUAAGAAUUUUUACCUCUGUAAAAAGCAAAGAAAUCUAUAUCAAAUGUAUGAUGUACAUUUUUAUUUCUUUAUUAUUAUUAUUAUUAUUAUUAUUAUUAUUAUUAUUAUUAUUGUUGUUAUUGUUUCUGAUAUGUAUGUUCAAUGAAGCUCUUUGCUUUUGAGAGGACAAAAUAAAGUACUUUGUAAAUACAGGUAGAUUGUGUCAGAACUAUCAGAAGUGUGGCCUGGCCAGUAAGUAUUUCUACAUGUGUGUCCUAGUUCCCAAUAAAAAUAAAACAGAAAUUCA